This is a messenger RNA of Acinonyx jubatus (cheetah), 7046 nucleotides long. RefSeq names its product ubiquitin like with PHD and ring finger domains 1 (gene UHRF1). The transcript has 40 exons. Bases 151 to 6219 code for a protein of 2022 amino acids. Gene Ontology annotation, biological process: negative regulation of gene expression via chromosomal CpG island methylation. Gene Ontology annotation, molecular function: zinc ion binding; ubiquitin protein ligase activity; protein binding. The record is from RefSeq and is a predicted model, not a curated record. Lineage: Eukaryota; Metazoa; Chordata; Mammalia; Carnivora; Felidae.
AAUAACAAAUGAAUACGCAAAAACAGCCACAGACCCUAACAUUCCUGCCACACUGGGAACGCCUGUCAUCGUGCCAGGAGGCCAGAGGCCUGGGUGGGAAGAGUUCUCACAACAUUCCGGUAAGGUAGGCAUCAUGAGCUCUGCUUAGAGAUGGAGAGGAACGAGGAACGAGCCCCAAGGGAUUUUCUGCUCUGUCAGAUGGCCCCCAUGUGCGCACCAGCAGACGCCAUGUGGAUCCAGGUUCGCACCAUGGACGGCAAGGUGGCCCACACUGUGGACUCGCUGUCCAGGCUGACCAAGGUGGAGGAGCUGAGGAGGAAGAUCCAGGGGCUGUUCCACGUGGAGCCAGGCCUGCAGAGGCUUUUCUACAGGGGCAAGCAGAUGGAGGACGGCCACACUCUCUUCGACUAUGACGUCCGCCUGAACGACACCAUCCAGCUCCUGGUCCGCCAAAGCCUGGUGCUUCCCCCCAGCAGCAGCAAGGAGAAGGACUCUGAACUGUCAGAUACCGAUUCUGGCUGCUGCCUGGGCCAGAGCGAGUCGGACAAGUCCUCCAACAGCGGCGAGGCGGCCUCGGAGGCGGACGGGAAGGCGGGCUUAGCGGAUGAAGACGCGUGGGACGAGACGGAGCUGGGUCUGUACAAGGUCAACGAGUAUGUGGAUGCUCGGGACACGAACAUGGGGGCGUGGUUCGAGGCGCAGGUUGUCAGGGUGACCAGGAAGGCACCUUCCCAAGACGAGCCCUGCAGCUCUACCUCCAGUGUGACGCCUGAAGACGACAUCAUUUACCACGUCAAAUAUGACGACUACCCGGAGAAUGGAGUGGUCCAGAUGAGUCCCCGCGACGUGCGGGCCCGUGCCCGAACCAUUCUGCAGUGGCAGGAGAUAGAGGUCGGCCAGGUGGUCAUGCUCAACUAUAACCCCGACAACCCGAAGGAGCGUGGCUUCUGGUAUGAUGCGGAAAUCCUGCGCAAGCGUGAGACGCGGACGGCACGGGAGCUCUAUGCCAACGUCAGGCUCGGGGACGAUUCUCUCAAUGACUGUCGGAUCAUCUUCGUGGACGAGGUGUUCAAGAUCGAGCGCCCGGGCGAGGGGAGCCCCGUGGUGGAAAACCCGAUGAGAAGGAAGAGCGGGCCCUCCUGCAGGCACUGCAGAGACGACGAGAACAAGGCCUGCCGCGUGUGCGCCUGCCACCUGUGCGGGGGCAAGCAGGACCCGGACAAGCAGCUCAUGUGCGACGAGUGCGACAUGGCCUUCCACACCUACUGCCUGCGCCCGCCCCUCAGCAGCAUCCCCAAGGAGGACGAGUGGUAUUGCCCCGAGUGUCGGAACGACGCCAGCGAGGUGGUGCUGGCCGGGGAGAAGCUGAAAGAGAGCAAGAAGAAGGCGAAGAUGGCAUCGGCCACGUCCUCCUCCCAGCGGGACUGGGGCAAGGGCAUGGCGUGCGUGGGCCGUACCAAGGAGUGCACCAUCGUCCCGUCCAAUCACUACGGACCCAUCCCGGGGAUCCCCGUGGGCACCAUGUGGAGGUUCAGAGUCCAGGUCAGCGAGUCGGGGGUCCAUCGACCUCAUGUGGCGGGCAUCCACGGCCGGAGCAACGACGGGGCUUACUCCCUGGUCCUGGCCGGGGGAUACGAGGACGACGUGGACCACGGGAAUUCUUUCACGUACACGGGCAGCGGUGGUCGAGAUCUUUCUGGCAACAAGCGGACCGCGGAGCAGUCUUGUGAUCAGAAGCUCACCAACACCAACAGGGCGCUGGCCCUGAACUGCAGCGCCCCCAUCAACGACCGCAAAGGGGCUGAGGCCAAGGACUGGCGGUCGGGGAAGCCGGUGCGGGUCGUGCGGAACGUCAAGGGUCGGAAGCACAGCAAGUACGCCCCCGCCGAGGGCAACCGGUACGACGGCAUCUACAAGGUCGUGAGGUACUGGCCAGAGAAGGGCAAGUCCGGCUUCCUGGUGUGGCGCUACCUGCUCCGGCGGGACGAUGCGGAACCUGGUCCCUGGACGAAGGAGGGGAAGGACCGGAUCAAGAAGCUGGGGCUGACCAUGCAGUACCCGGAAGGCUACCUGGAGGCCCGGGCCAGGAGGGAGAAGGAGAACAGCAAGAGGGAGGCCAAGGACGAGGACGAGGACGAGGACGAGGACGAGGAGGGGGGCUUCACCUCCCCCAAGAAGGGCAAGGGCAAGCGGAAGUGCAAGUCCGGAGGGGGCAAGACUGGUGCUGGGUCCCCGCGAGGGACACCUAAGAAAAGCAAGGUGGAGCCCUAUAGCCUCACGGCCCAGCAGAGCAGCCUCAUCAAGGAGGACGAGAACAACACUAAGCUGUGGAGCGAGAUCCUGAAGUCGCUCAAAGACGGGCCGUUCCAGAAGUUCCUGAGUAAAGUGGAGGAGACGUUCCAGUGCAUUUGCUGCCAAGAGCUGGUGUUUCGCCCCAUCACGACCGUGUGCCAGCACAACGUGUGCAAGGAACCAUCACCCUUGCCGGGACCUGAUAGAAACCCCUGCCAGCUACGGGGCACCUGUCGUCCGCGGCCUUGGCUCUCCAGUACGACCGGGACUCUGAAGUGUGACGGUCCCUCAGCUGCAGCCAUGGGGUCUGAGGAUCACGGGGCCCAGAACCCGAGCUGUAAAAUCAUGACGUUCCGCCCAACCAUGGAAGAAUUUAAGGACUUCAACAAAUACGUGGCCUACAUCGAGUCCCAGGGAGCCCACCGGGCGGGCCUGGCCAAGAUCAUCCCCCCAAAGGAGUGGAAGCCGAGGCAGACGUACGAUGACAUCGACGACGUGGUCAUCCCGGCCCCCAUCCAGCAGGUGGUGACGGGCCAGUCGGGCCUCUUCACACAGUAUAACAUCCAGAAGAAGGCCAUGACGGUCGGGGAGUACCGCCGCCUGGCCAACAGCGAGAAGUAUUGCACCCCGCGGCACCAGGACUUCGACGAUCUGGAGCGCAAGUACUGGAAGAACCUCACCUUCGUCUCCCCCAUCUACGGGGCCGACAUCAGCGGCUCCCUGUACGAUGACGACGUGGCCCAGUGGAACAUCGGGAGCCUGCGGACCAUCCUGGACAUGGUGGAGCGCGAGUGCGGCACCAUCAUCGAGGGCGUCAACACCCCCUACCUGUACUUCGGCAUGUGGAAGACCACCUUCGCCUGGCACACGGAGGACAUGGACCUUUACAGCAUCAACUACCUGCACUUCGGGGAGCCCAAGUCCUGGUACGCCAUCCCACCGGAGCACGGCAAGCGCCUGGAGCGGCUGGCCAUCGGGUUCUUCCCCGGGAGCUCCCAGGGCUGUGACGCCUUCCUGCGGCACAAGAUGACCCUCAUCUCACCCAUCAUCCUCAAGAAGUACGGGAUCCCGUUCAGCCGGAUCACGCAGGAGGCCGGGGAGUUCAUGAUCACGUUCCCCUACGGCUACCACGCCGGGUUCAAUCACGGGUUCAACUGCGCGGAAUCUACGAACUUCGCCACCCUGCGGUGGAUCGAUUACGGCAAGGUGGCCACUCAGUGCACGUGCCGGAAGGACAUGGUCAAGAUCUCCAUGGACGUCUUCGUGCGCAUCCUGCAGCCAGAGCGGUACGAGCUGUGGAAGCAAGGCAAGGACCUCACGGUGCUGGACCACACCCGGCCCACAGCCCUGAGCAGCCCCGAGCUGAGCACCUGGAGCGCCUCCCGGGCCUCACUCAAGGCCAAGCUCCUGCGCAGACAAAUUAGUCUGAAAGAAAACAGACACUGGAGAAAGACUGAGGAGGACAGAAAGGCCAGUCUAGAAAGGAAGAAAGAGCAGACCAGGAGGCCGGGGCCGCCGUCCCACCGGAAACGGAGCCAGCCCAAGAAGCCCAAGCCAGAAGACCCCAAGUCCCCAGGGGAGGGGGCCGCCGGGGCCGCCCUCCUGGAGGAGGCUGGCGGCUUGAAGGAGGAGACCUCACAGGAGGCCGACCCCGAGGAGGAAGAGGAGGAGCCCCAGCCGACGCCACCGCAGGGCCGGGAGGCCGAGGCCACAGAAGCCUCCCGCCACGUCAGGCUCCACAUUCGCAGGACGCGGGCAUCUCUGGGGACCGUGAUUCCACCAGACAGUUGCUCAUCCGUUCAGUUUUCUCUGAUGUGCUGGCCGCCGGUUAAAACACCACUGAAGACACCCCUGGCCUGCCUCCCGCCCUGCCCUGCCACCUGCCGGAGAUCCCCCAGCACCGGCCCUCGGGGGUGGCCCUCCAGGCCCAGCAGGCUCUCCAGUUCUGCUCAAGCGACCACUUUUCACGAAGACGGAAAGGGCAAGCUGCGGCCAGCCAAGGCCAAGAGCGACAGGAAGAAAAAGAGCUAUGGUCCCCUGCACCCCCACCACGCCCUCUUGCCCCAGCUGCCGCCGCCCCCACCUGCCCAGUUCCCCGCCGAGGAGGCACCCAGGCUGCCACCCCUGCUGGAGUCCCCAGCGCUGGCCCCGGGCCCCGCACCAGCCGAGGAGAACCCCCCCCCACCGCCUCUCAACGUCAUGCCCCCCGAGGCACCUGGCGAGGAGCCAGAGGUGAAGCCACGCCCCAUCAUCCCCAUGCUGUAUGUGGUGCCGCGGCCCAGCACGCUGUGUGACAAGGGCCGCGUGUCCUGCCAGCAGGCCUUUGAGCACUUUGCCCAGAGGGGCCCCACCUGGAAGGAACAGGCGGCCCCCAUGGAGCUGACGGGUCCCGAGGAGGAUAGCAGAGCCGGCGAGGUGCAGGCACCGUCCACAUUUUCCAAAUUGAAGAUGGAAAUCAAGAAAAGCAGACGCCACCCCCUGGGCAAGCCACCCACCCGCUCCCCGCUGACCGUGGUCAAGCAGGAGGCCUCGAGUGACGAGGAAGCCUUCCCUUUCUCCGGGGAGGAGGACAUGAGUGGCCCCGAGGCCUUGAGGUCUUUGCUCUCCCUGCAGUGGAAGAACAAGGCUGCCGGUUUCCAGGCCGAGAGGAAGUUCAACGCGGCGGCCGCCCUGACCGAGCCCUACUGCGCCAUCUGCACUCUCUUCUACCCUUACACCCAGUCCCUACAGACCGAGAAGGAGGCUCCCCAGGCCUCUCUCGGGGAGGGUCCCUCGGUGGCUCCCCCUUCCAAAAGUGGCCAGAAGACACGGCCGUUGAUCCCCGAGAUGUGCUUCACGUCCGGCGGCGAGAACACGGAGCCGCUUCCCGCCAACUCCUACAUCGGCGACGACGGGACCAGCCUGCUGAUCGCCUGCGCCAAGUGCUGCCUGCAGGUUCACGCCAGUUGCUACGGCAUCCGCCCCGAGCUGGUCAACGAGGGCUGGACGUGUUCCCGGUGCACGGCCCACGCCUGGACUGCGGAGUGCUGCCUUUGUAACCUCCGGGGCGGAGCCCUGCAGAUGACCACCGACCGCAGGUGGAUCCACGUGAUCUGUGCCAUCGCGGUCCCCGAAGUGCGCUUCCUGAACGUGAUGGAGCGCCACCCUGUGGACAUCAGCGCCAUCCCCGAGCAGCGGUGGAAGCUGAAAUGCGUGUACUGCCGGAAGCGGAUGAAGAAGGUGUCAGGAGCCUGCAUCCAGUGCUCCUGUGAGCACUGUUCCACCUCCUUCCACGUGACCUGCGCCCACGCCGCCGGGGUCCUCAUGGAGCCUGACGACUGGCCCUACGUUGUGUCCAUCACCUGCUUCAAGCACAAGUCAGGGGGCCACACCGUCCAGUUCCUGAGGGCCGUGUCCUUGGGCCAGAUGGUCAUCACCAAGAACCGAAACGGGCUCUAUUACCGCUGCCGGGUCAUCGGCACCAGCACGCAGACCUUCUACGAAGUCAACUUUGACGAUGGGUCCUACAGCGACAACCUGUACCCGGAGAGCAUUACCAGUAGGGACUGUGUCCGGCUGGGACCCCCACCCGAGGGCGAGUUUGUUGAGCUUCGGUGGGCGGAUGGCAACAUGUACAAGGCCAGGUUCAUUUCCUCCGUGACGAGCCACGUCUAUCAGGUGGAGUUCGAGGACGGGUCCCAGCUGAUGGUGAAGCGCGGGGACAUCUUCACCCUGGACGAGGAGCUCCCCAAGAGGGUCCGGUCGCGGCUGUCGCUCAGCACGGGGGCACCUCAGGAGAACACCUUCUCGGGAGAGGAGGUGAAGGCCGCCAAGCGCCCGCGAGUGGGCACCCCACGCGCCCCCGAGGACUCAGGACGGAACCCGGACUACCUAGCGUUCAUGGAGAGCCUCUUGCGGGCGCAGUGCCGGCCCGGGGCCCCCUUCUAGGACAGCCGGCCGCCCGGCGACCCCUCGGCCCAGCAAGGCAGGCGGCGGCCGGCCCUGGCGUUUGCUUGCUGUGAAUUCCUGUCCUCGCCUCCCCGGCCCCCGAGAGGCUACCUCUGCGCGGCCGCCCCCGCUCUGCGGCGACAGGAGCCAGCAGGACGCCGGCGCGCGGCCCCCCGGACUCAGGGAGCAGGGCCACGCGGGCUCUGGGGGGGCCGGCCGGGGACUCGCGCCACCCCCACGACUCAGAUUCGUAAACCAUGUAAGCUCUUCUCGAAAAGGUGCUACUGCUUUGCCUGCCUCCUGAGCAGCCUUGGAGGUUGUGACUUCUGUACAUACGUGACCUUUGUGAGGCUCUUUCUAGAAAUACCUGUUGUUUAAAAAAACACGAGGAAAAAAAGGAAAACAAAGAAAAGGAAAAAAAAUCCCCAAAGUUGUUUUCUAGAUUUGUGGCUUUAAACACGAAACAAAACAAAACAGAAACGUUCUUUUUUUUCCAGAACCAAGAUACGCUGAGGGAGAUAAAAGCAUCUCGGGUUUUUUGUUGGCUUGUUGGUUUGUUGGUCAUUGUUUUAAAACCUCGCUUGUCUGCCCACCAGCGGCAGGGAGGUGCCCCGCAUGCGGGGAGGCCCGGUGGCACCUGGGAGGCCAGGCAGGGUGCCGGUGACAGGGUGACAGGCGUCGGCCCGGCCCUCCUCUCUCCGGGACUUGGCGAAGGUCUGGGCGGCCGGCCCUGCCUGCUCCCUCUGGGGGCGACCACCAGCUGCAGGGGUCGCAGAGCCCCUUUCCGGUCCACGCGCGCCUUCACGAAAUAAACACGCUCUCUCCUG